Dipodomys spectabilis (banner-tailed kangaroo rat) is the source of this 1683-nucleotide messenger RNA. It is a transcript of the gene Fuca1, whose product is annotated as alpha-L-fucosidase 1. The transcript has 8 exons. Gene Ontology annotation, molecular function: alpha-L-fucosidase activity. The record is from RefSeq and is a predicted model, not a curated record. Gene Ontology annotation, biological process: fucose metabolic process; glycoside catabolic process. Gene Ontology annotation, cellular component: lysosome. The coding region runs from base 30 to 1415 and encodes 461 amino acids. NCBI's taxonomy places the organism in Eukaryota, Metazoa, Chordata, Mammalia, Rodentia, Heteromyidae.
GAGGAGAUCGUGCAGACGCGGAAGCCGCGAUGCGGGAGCCGAAAUGCUGGUUGUGUCUGGUGGUCACCGGGCUGGUGCCGGUGGUGGUCUCGGUCAAGUCGACCCUUGCAACUCCGCGCCGGUACACCGCUGACUGGGUGAGCCUGGACACCCGGCCCCUGCCGAGCUGGUUCGAUGAAGCCAAGUUCGGGGUGUUCGUGCACUGGGGCGUGUUCUCGGUGCCGGCGUGGGGCAGCGAGUGGUUCUGGUGGCACUGGCAGGGCCAGCCGCAGGCCGGCUACGAGCAGUUCAUGCGCCGGCACUACCCGCCCGGCUUCUCCUACGCGGACUUCGGGCCGCAGUUCACCGCGCGCUUCUUCCGCCCGGAGCAGUGGGCCGACCUGUUUGAGGCCUCGGGGGCCAAGUAUGUGGUCCUGACGACAAAGCAUCAUGAAGGCUUCACAAACUGGCCAAGUCCCACAUCUUGGAACUGGAACUCAAAGGACGUGGGUCCCCAUCGUGAUUUGGUUGGUGAGUUAGGAGCAGCUCUCCGGGAGAGGAACAUCCGCUAUGGCCUCUAUCACUCACUCAUGGAAUGGUUUCAUCCACUGUACGUCAUUGAUAAGAAAAACAGCCUCAAAACCCAGCAUUUUGUCAAUACAAAGACAAUGCCAGAGCUGUACCACCUCGUGAACAGCUACAGGCCUGAUCUGAUCUGGUCUGACGGGGACUGGGAAUGCCCAGACACUUACUGGAACUCCACAAGUUUUCUUGCCUGGCUCUACAAUGACAGUCCCAUCAAGGAUGAGGUGGUGGUGAAUGACAGAUGGGGCCAGGGCUGCUCCUGCCAUCAUGGUGGAUACUUCAACUGUCAAGAUAAGUACAAGCCUGAGAAGUUGCCAGAUCACAAGUGGGAGAUGUGUACAAGCAUCGACAGAAAGUCCUGGGGUUACCGAUGUGACAUGCUCCUGUCUGACAUCUUACCUGCCUUUGAGAUCAUUAAGGAACUGGUUAAGACAGUAAGCUUGGGAGGCAACUACCUGCUCAACAUCGGACCCACUCGUGAGGGACUGAUUGACCCUAUCUUCCAAGAAAGGCUUCUGACUAUUGGCAAGUGGCUGAAUGUCAGUGGUGAGGCCAUCUACUCCACCAGACCAUGGAGGGUCCAAAUGGAGAAGGACAAGAGGACUGUGUGGUAUACCUCCAAAGGGUCAACUGUUUAUGCCAUUUUUAUGCAUUGGCCAGAACAUGGAAUCUUGAAGAUUAAAUCCCCCAAAACUACUGAAAGUACAAAGAUAAUGAUGCUGGGAAUGCAUGGCAAUCUGAAAUGGUCCAAAGACUCUAAAGACAGUCUCCUCAUCACUCUACCCUCACUGCCCCCCUCGGGUCUCCCAGUGAAGUUUGCUUGGACGGUGAAGAUGACCAAUGUGAAGUGAUGGUUGGCGUACCAGGCAGGACCAGGGGCCCCUGAUAACUGGGCACUGCUUUGAGUUUCUCUUGUAGUGCCAUCUUUGAAUAAAGUUAACUUCUCUUCCCCACCCAUAGGGGGAUCUUCCCACACAUUUUAAUCAAAGAAUGGAAUACAGUCUAUUGAUCACUAAGGUAUGGGAGAUCUGAGAUCCAGGUGUGGAGGCGUGGCCCAGGUGGUCGAGCAUUCGCCCACCAUUACAGCCUCUCAAAGAAAUAAUAAAUGAAUAAAAAUUU